Messenger RNA from Naegleria lovaniensis, 486 nucleotides. RefSeq lists its product as uncharacterized. NCBI's taxonomy places the organism in Eukaryota, Heterolobosea, Eutetramitea, Acrasida, Naegleriidae. The record is from RefSeq and is a predicted model, not a curated record. The coding region runs from base 1 to 486 and encodes 161 amino acids. The transcript is spliced from 2 exons.
AUGAUGAAGAAGGAAGAAUUUCAGAAAUCAGAAUGGAUCCCUUUUAUUCAGAAAAGUAAAUCUCUUGAUGAAUUACAAAAAGAAUAUAAAGGAAAUGAAAGGAUUAGAAAAAAUUUGGCGUUGAUUGUGGAAGAUGUUAUGGCUCAAUGGGAAAUUGCGUUGUCUCAAAUCAGUAAUUCUAACGAUGGUGCAGAAAAUUCUUCUUCUCAGCCUCUUACCAACCAAUCCGUUAAUAUAAUCAUUAAUAAUAAUUUCAAUACCAACUUUGAACCUCCUCAAGAUCAACCAUUGUAUCCAAAAUUGGACGAACUUGAAGCUCCACCUCUCAAUGACAAUACUCCCAUAAUGACAAUUACAAACAACGAUGAUCAAAAAUCAGACCCAAUGGAUAUUUCAGAGGAUGAUGUGGUCAAUGAACAUCAGAACACAACCACCAAUGGUAUUGAACAGACUCAUUUAAGUAAUGAAGAACUGUUGUUGUCGUGA